Daldinia loculata is the source of this 1335-nucleotide messenger RNA. RefSeq names its product terpenoid cyclases/Protein prenyltransferase. Gene Ontology annotation, biological process: protein farnesylation. Gene Ontology annotation, cellular component: protein farnesyltransferase complex. The transcript has 5 exons. The record is from RefSeq and is a predicted model, not a curated record. Gene Ontology annotation, molecular function: protein farnesyltransferase activity. Bases 1 to 1335 code for a protein of 444 amino acids. Lineage: Eukaryota; Fungi; Ascomycota; Sordariomycetes; Xylariales; Hypoxylaceae.
AUGAUCCCUGAUCUGUUCACUAGCUGGCCCCCUAUUCGGGAAGCGCUCGCUACCGCAACUUCCAACGUACAAGAUAUCACCGUGAAUGAAUGCCUACCUUUCUUGGCGGCGCAGGUUGAUAAUGUGUCAUACAACCAGUAUGGCCUACCACGUCUUGAUCGGGAACGGCAUAUAAAAUUCCUCCGUAAGAACCUGGCACCCCUUCCUGCUCGUUUCGUGAUGUUAGAUGCAAGCAGACCGUGGAUCCUUUACUGGUGUCUCAAUGGUCUAUCCCUCCUAGGGGAUGAUGUCUCUGUUUACCGCGAUAGCCUUAUCGAGACGGCCCGUUCCAUGCAAAAUCCUACUGGCGGGUUUGGAGGAGGUUUUGGCCACGCUUCCCACCUAGCCUGUACGUAUGCUGUGGUCUUGGCACUAGCCGUAGUAGGAGGCGAUGCUGCGUAUGAAGUCAUUGACCGAAGAGCUCUUUGGAAAUGGCUUUGUGAUUUGAAGCAGCCUGGCGGGGGCUUUAGGAUGGCUGUUGGAGGCGAAGUCGACAUAAGGGGAGCCUACUGUGCAGCUGUCCUGAUUACUCUGCUUAACCUUCCUCUUGAGUUGCCGCCCGACUCUCCGGCAUGGACGCCCGACGGACCAAACUUAUUCGCAGGCCUAGGAGAUUAUGUACGGCGAUGCCAAACCUUUGAGGGUGGAAUUUCGGCGCAACCAGAUGGUGAAGCCCAUGGAGCUUAUGCCUUCUGCGCUUUAGGUUGCCUCGCGAUCCUUGGUGCUCCGCAUCGUACCUUUCCCAAAUAUCUUGAUGUCCCACGGCUUAUUUCAUGGCUGUCAUCACGGCAGUAUGCACCGGAAGGCGGGUAUAGCGGCCGUACGAACAAGCUUGUUGAUGGCUGCUACAGCCAUUGGGUAGGCUGUUGUUGGCCAUUGGUCGAGGCUAGCCUUGCCGGCCCAUCAAGUCUAAUGUUUGACAUAAACAAACACAAAAGCCCCGAUAUUGAUAUCCACAACAUUUAUAGUCGCGAAGGUCUUAUCCGGUAUAUCCUCUGUUGCGCGCAAGAUCAAUCAAAAAGGGGUGGUAUGAGAGACAAGCCAAGCAAAAUUUCUGAUGCGUAUCAUACAUGUUACGUACUCAGCGGACUUUCUUCAGCUCAACACAUUACUCGUUUACUUGCCUCGGAGGGUGAAGGGAUGACGCAUUCGGAAUAUGACGUCUCGCCGCUCCGCGGAAGCCCUCAGAUUUAUGCUGAAGAAGAUCGACUCAACACUACUGAUCCUGUGUAUUUCAUACCUGAGGGGAAACGGAAAGAAAUCAUGUCAUAUUUCCUAUCGAAGCCGGGAUUUUGA